This is a messenger RNA of Paramuricea clavata, 366 nucleotides long. The record is from the annotation of a GenBank genome assembly. NCBI's taxonomy places the organism in Eukaryota, Metazoa, Cnidaria, Anthozoa, Malacalcyonacea, Plexauridae.
AUGUCUCGGAAUUGUAAAGAUUGUCCCAUCUGUGGCAAGCGAGCUUUAAAAAGAUUGGCAAACCAUUUGGCAGACGUCCAUGAACUUUCGUCCCAAGAAAGACAACCUUAUCUUAUUCGUGCUAAGCCAACAGCUUUAGACUUAGAAAAUGUUUUAACAGAGUUGUACAGAUUAAUUGGGGACAGUAAAAAGCAGUCAAAGUGGAAUAAAAGCGGGAUAAAGAAUAUACCCAUCCGUCAACCAAAAUCCUCCAGGAGGAGAACAAAAUCAAAAACAAAAUCUGCAAAGAACGUGGAUAAUACAGAAAUGGAUGAUGAUUCAAAGGAGUGGUUAAAGUUAGAAACAAAAACGGGACAAAAUUCUUAA